Drosophila innubila is the source of this 2295-nucleotide messenger RNA. RefSeq names its product muscle segmentation homeobox (gene Dr). Gene Ontology annotation, cellular component: nucleus. NCBI's taxonomy places the organism in Eukaryota, Metazoa, Arthropoda, Insecta, Diptera, Drosophilidae. The coding region runs from base 369 to 2027 and encodes 552 amino acids. Gene Ontology annotation, biological process: regulation of transcription by RNA polymerase II; embryonic morphogenesis. Gene Ontology annotation, molecular function: DNA-binding transcription factor activity, RNA polymerase II-specific; RNA polymerase II transcription regulatory region sequence-specific DNA binding. The transcript is spliced from 2 exons. The record is from RefSeq and is a predicted model, not a curated record.
UAGAACAGACGUGAUCUCAAGAGGACGUGUCUCUCUCUCGAGUUUUAGAGCCGCCGACAACGAAGUCGAAACGUGAAUUAAACGCCACAUACAACAACAGCAACAACAACAGCAAAUGAGCAGAUCGUGUGCGUGCGAGUGUGUGUGUGUGUGUAUUAGUGAGUGUGUGAUGAACGAGCGAAUUAAUUAAAAGAUAAUCACAACAAAUUAACGACACAUAUUUUUGCAAUUUGAACUCGCGCGUUGCCAAUUGCCGCUUGACAGUGCAAUGUUUCAAUAGAAUCCACAACAACAACAGCAGCAACAAUUGCAACUACAAUAACAAUAAUUACAAUAACAACUAAGUGCAACUGAAUAUCACUGGCUAUAUGUUAAAGCUGUCCAACAACGUGAACGUGAACGCAACGACCAGGAGCACGAACAGCAGCAGCAGCAGGAGUAGAAGUAGAAGUGGGAGCAGAAGCAGGAGCAGCAGCAGUUGCAGGAGCAUGACAGUGACUGGCCUGCGUCAAACGAUGACCAGCCCGACGGUGCCGCCAACCACAACGCUGAGCAGCUCCGGCAGCAGCAGCAGCAACAGCAGUUUGAGCAACACGCUGACCUCCACCGCCGGCAGCGCUGCACUGCAUCCGCUGUCCAGUCCGACAUCGCCGUCGGCGUUGCUACUGGCACAUCAGCAACACCUGCUGGCACAGCAUCAGCAGCAACAGCAGCAGCAGCAGCAGCAGCAACAACAACAGCAACAGCAGCAACAACAUCAGCACGCAUUGCAGCUGGCUGCAGUGCAUCCGGCGCCACAUCAUCUGCAUAAGAGCAGCUCCAGGCUGAGUAAUUUCAGUGUCGCCUCCUUGCUGGCGGAUACGCGACCACGCACGCCCAAUACCAGCGAUGCGCCCACGAAUCUUUCCAGCUCCGCCGCCACAUCGCCCAUCUCACAGAGCAGCGCCGCGGGCACACCGCCGCCAGCAGUUCAGCCGCCAGCUGUGCCGCCCACGCACGCGUUUCAUCCCGCCGCUGUAGCGCAUCACGCCCACUUGCUGCAAGCCGCCCAUGCGGCGGCGGCAGCGCACGCCCAAGCACAUCAACAACACCAGCAGCAUCAGCAGCAGCAGCUGGCCAUGGCGCAACUGCGUCAGGCGCAAGCGGAUGCCCGCGCCAGCUCCCCACCCGCCUCAGCCUCCGCCAGCUCCACGCCCAGCUCGACGCCCGUAGCGCUGCAUGCAAUUGGCGCCAGCUCCACGCCCGCCAAAAAUGAACGCCACUCGCCGCUGGGCGGCAGCAGUCACACGGACUCCGAGUUGGAAUACGACGAGGACAUGCUGCACGAACAUGACGCCGAUCACGAUGAGGAGGAGGACUCCAUUGUGGACAUCGAGGACAUGAAUGCCGACGAUUCGCCGCGCUCCACGCCCGACGGUCUCGACAGCAGCAGCAAAUCUCUCGAAAACUCCCACGGCGUACUACACGGUUCCGGUGCCGGCUCCGGCGCGGGUCAAAUGCAAGCCACAAUCCUAUCGCCAGCAGCAUUAGCCGCCAGCGGUCAUGUGCCCAUCAGACCAACGCCAUUCACAGCUCUGGCCGCUGCCGUCGCCUGGGGCGGCAUGGGAGGAGGCGUGCCAUGGCCAGGAGCACGCCAAAUGCCGCCAUUCGGACCGCCGGGUCUGUUUCCAGGACAGGGUUUCGGAGGAGAUGCCAAUGAGCCGCCUCGCAUCAAGUGCAAUCUGCGUAAGCAUAAGCCAAACCGAAAGCCCCGCACCCCUUUUACCACACAGCAGCUGCUCUCGCUGGAGAAGAAGUUUCGGGAGAAGCAAUAUUUGAGCAUUGCGGAGCGUGCCGAGUUCUCAUCGUCACUGCGACUCACGGAGACGCAGGUGAAGAUUUGGUUUCAAAAUCGUCGCGCCAAGGCCAAGCGGCUGCAGGAAGCGGAAAUUGAGAAAAUCAAAAUGGCGGCACUGGGUCGAGGGGCACCAGGCGCACAGUGGGCCAUGGCCGGUUACUUUCAUCCGAGUCUAAUGCAUCUGGGAUAAGUGGCGGCCAAGUUGGUGUGCACUCCAAAGUAACACACCAGCAGCACACCACAAAUAAAAAGGAAAAAAAAAUAUAUUAAAAAAAAACAACAGCCAGAACGACAACCAAAUAACUGAGCCACGCCCUCGGCCCCAGCCGCCAGCACGCCCCCCAAAGAGUCGUGUUUGCUUAAAGAAAAACCCCAAAAUUUUGCUGUGAUGUUAGCGCAUUUUAAUUUACGAUACUUCCAAAUGUUGUUUAAAAUGCACUCUGUAAAUACUGUAAGCA